Molecule: messenger RNA, 816 nt
Organism: Schistocerca cancellata (South American locust)
Lineage: Eukaryota; Metazoa; Arthropoda; Insecta; Orthoptera; Acrididae
Product: craniofacial development protein 2-like
Exons: 1
Coding region: 1-816 (271 amino acids)
Biological process (GO): chromatin remodeling
Cellular component (GO): nucleus
Molecular function (GO): catalytic activity
Source: RefSeq, a predicted model, not a curated record
AUGAACGACACAAAAGAUAAGGAGAAAGAUACAUUCUGGGCCACCCUCAGGGAGACUAUUGAAAAAAUCCCAAGAAGAAAGGAGCUGAUUAUCAUGGGAGAUCUGAAUGGAAGGGUAGGAAUUAGAGAAUCCUGUAGAAUAGUAGGAAAACAUGGAGAGGACGAAUACAAUGACAAUGGGGAACGAUUGACUGCAAUUUGUGAACAAUUUGAUCUAAAAAUUACCAACACAUUUUUCAAACAUAAGGACAUUCAUAAAUAUACUUGGCAACAGAACACUAAAGAACUUCGUUCUAUAAUAGAUUAUAUUAUCAUUAGGCAAACAAGUAGUUUCAAGGCAGUAGACGUCAGAUCUUAUAGAGGAGCCCAGUGUGGAUCAGACCACUAUCUAGUAAAAAUGAAGUCUUUCUGGCCAUGGAAGAAUGCAAGGAAUGAUACAAGUAACCUAAAUAAAACUAACCAGACUGAGAAAGAUGAAAAUUUACCUUUUAAUAUUGACAGCCUACAAGACGAAAGUAUCAGAACACUCUUUGCGGCCAGGAUGGAAAGGAAACUGGUUGAAUCAUUUGGAGAAAGUACAGAGGAAAUAUAUGACUAUAUAAAAACUAAUGAGAAAAUCAUAGCAACAGAGGUGUUGAGUAAAAAAGAUAGCAACCACAAUCGUGCAGCAGAGUGGUGGUCAGAGGAACUAGAGGUCCUCGUUAGAGAAAAACGAAAUGUGUUCCUUCAGUGGUUGAAUGAUAAAUCAGAAGAAACAAGAUCAAUAUACAAGGAAAAGCAGAAUGAAAUGAUGAAACAAAAGGAUGGCAAAAAAUAA